GAUGAAUUUGAAACCAAGUCUUUUAGUUAUAUUCAUCGUUUUGACUUUUCAAGAGUUUAUAUCUGGAGAAAAUAUCUGUGAUGAGGCUAUAAUCAUAAAUGAUCCACUAGGUAAACGUUGGACUGAAUAUUCAUUAGAUGAUUCUGCAACAGCUAUUGAUGAUAGACAAUAUUCGUUCAAAUGGAUAAGAUUUAAUAGUACAGUUGGUCCAUAUAUUGCUGGAUUCUUUCCUGGGAAAAACAAAUGUGGAACCAUUCGACAAAUCUGGAUAAAAGAUGAUCCAGCUGAGCAAUUUAGUUCAGAAAUACUACAAGCUUGUAUAUCAAACCAUAUAAAUCCGUGCGCUACGCUUAUAGGCAUACAAGUAUAUAAUUGUGAAUCAUUUGUCAUAUGGAAAUUAAUGACAGAAAUCCCUAUUAAAGCUGGAAUAUGUUUAGGUUCUGUUUUUGAUAUUACAGUUCAUUUUUAA
Dimorphilus gyrociliatus is the source of this 469-nucleotide messenger RNA. The record is from the annotation of a GenBank genome assembly. Lineage: Eukaryota; Metazoa; Annelida; Polychaeta; Dinophilidae.